UGAUACAACAUUAUGUGAUUGUCAAAUUAGUUUUGUGGCUAUUAAUUAAUAAUAUAAAUAUUAUUUGUCGGCAAUCAUUGUUUACUGUAAACGCUAUCACUAUUAAGGAUGAUAUGCGGGAUGAGAAACACGGCAUACAAAUGGGUAAAGUGUUUGAAGGAUGCGAUGAUGGCAUUAAUAACUUGUCGGUAGACUGGGACGGAUCACCCGUAAACUACACGUGCUUUAGUGGCCACCCAUUACCAGUUGAUCCAAGUAUAAAAAGUGUUGAGCACUGCGACAAUAUUGCAGCCAAUUAUUAUCCUCAACACCAUUGUAUGGAUGAGCCUAUAGUCUAUAACACAAGUUUGCCUACUUUUGGCGAUCACCGACCACUUUGGCCAGUGUUUGGAGAGUACAAGUUUGUGCCCAUUCAGAGAUGGCUUCACAACAUUGAGCAUGGUGCUGUAAUAAUGUUAUACCAUCCCUGUGCCAAUAAAAUAAUGGUUAGCCGACUACGAGCACUGGUAACCGCUUGUAUUGGCAAACAUAUCAUUACACCGUACAACCAGUUAGCAGAGGACAGGCCAUUGGCACUCAUCACUUGGGGCUGUCGGCUAACUAUGAAUCAAGUGGUCAUCGAUACAGUUGUCGACUUUAUUCAAAAAAACUCAAUGAAAGGACCGGAAGGUAAUUAUACCAAACAGGGUCAAUAUGGACAACAUUUAAUCAAACGGUCACAGUUACCACUUACGGGAACCAUCACUAACGGUACCACCAAAACAACUAUAUGCCCUAAUUUUCAUUAAUAAUAAUAAUAAGUUUUUUAAAUAACUU
Molecule: messenger RNA, 816 nt
Organism: Oppia nitens
Lineage: Eukaryota; Metazoa; Arthropoda; Arachnida; Sarcoptiformes; Oppiidae
Exons: 5
Coding region: 114-788 (224 amino acids)
Cellular component (GO): cytoplasm
Source: RefSeq, a predicted model, not a curated record